This is a messenger RNA of Ceratitis capitata (Mediterranean fruit fly), 2269 nucleotides long. It is a transcript of the gene Ance-5, whose product is annotated as angiotensin-converting enzyme. Gene Ontology annotation, molecular function: metallopeptidase activity; peptidyl-dipeptidase activity. The record is from RefSeq and is a predicted model, not a curated record. The coding region runs from base 201 to 2177 and encodes 658 amino acids. The transcript has 10 exons. NCBI's taxonomy places the organism in Eukaryota, Metazoa, Arthropoda, Insecta, Diptera, Tephritidae. Gene Ontology annotation, cellular component: plasma membrane. Gene Ontology annotation, biological process: proteolysis.
UGUGUAAAAAAAUAAAAAUUAUAAAUUCUAUCAAGUUUAUUUUAAAUUAAUUUUUACUAAAGGCCUUAUAGCAUGAAAUUUGAGAGACCAAUUGUUCUAAAGCAUUCUAUAGGCUGAAUAAAUAUGAGAUAAUAUUUCAAUUAAAAUAUAAUUGUGAACAUAUACGUUUUUGGAAUCACUUUUCCUCUUUUUUGAAUAAAAUGAGCUGGCGACACUCCAGGCAAGAUUUGCUUCCAUAUGUAAUUUGUCAUUACUUCAUCGUACUCCUCACGUUUCUCUACCUACUCAACUGUGCAACAAAAGCUUUUGCGCUCACUAAUACCACUACACAACAAACGAAAUAUCCCCAUGCCGCCAUUUAUGAAGCACAUGCCAUUGAAUACUUGAACAAAUCCUCAACACUAAUGCAAAGUAUUUGGACGCGGCGUCGCAACAGUUUUUUCAGUCUCACCACCAAAGGACGCGGUUACAAUGUUGUCAAUCAAGCGCCAAUAAAGCAAGAAAUCGAAAAUGACUAUCGCCACCUCGUCCGUGAGUUGGCAAUUAACCUUAGCACCAUACCGGUGAUGCAACUGCAGGACCCGAUAUUGCGGCGACGUGUUAAACGUCUGGCAAAAUUACAGCUCUAUGGCCUGUCGGAUGAGGAUUACGAGGAGGCGAAGAAUUUGCUGCAUACAAUGCAGACCUUUAUAACCACCCGCAUGGUUUGUUCGCUCGGUGAUUGUCAGCAAACGCUCUCCAUGGUGCCGUCUAUUUUGAACCAUGUUGUGCGCACGAAGAAUUUGGCUGAUCUAGAAUACUUUUGGCGGGAGUGGCGCUCUGUUUUGGCCGAUCGUGAUCGCGCGAAAUCCGCUUUCAUAUCAUAUGUGCGACUUUUGAGACUGGCUGCUUAUUACAAUGGGCACAUAACCCCAUCACGUACCUGGUAUCUAUAUUAUGAUACCGAUAAUUUUCAGCGUGAGCUCGAGGAUGUCGUAUGGGAAAUAAUGCCAUUGUAUCAGGAAUUGCAUGCCUAUUUACUGAAAUGUGUCCGCAGCACUUAUGGAGAAAAGUUGAAUGCAAAUGAAGGCGCCAUACCAGCACAUGUAUUGGAGCAAAUUAUAAGGCAGGCAUGGUCGUCACGCACUGUCUUCCGCACACCUUAUCCCAAGAAUCAAUUGCCCACAGUGAAACAACGUUUAGAGGAAAUUCUGGUAACAACGGUGAAGAUUAUUAAAAAAUCGGCAGAGUUUUUUGAAUCCCUCGGCUUGAAUCAUAUGUCGGAUUCCUUCUACGAUCGCUUUUCACGACGUAUUGGUGAUGAGGAGCUCGGACCCGAUUGUCGAGCAGAAGUCUUUUACUUUCCACCUGACGCCGCGUUGCGCUAUUGCCCGAAACUGGAUUAUAAAAAACUUAUGCAAAUUCAUGGUAACAUGGCUGAGCUUCAAUACAAUAUCUAUCGUGGACGUUUGCCAUUCGGAGUGGACAGUGAGCCAUGUCCGGGCUUUGCGAGUGGUAUUGGUGAAGCGGCUGUUAUUGCAUCAGGCACACCACGUCACCUCAAUCAACUGCAUAUACUCUUCAAUCAUAGUUUAAAUGAGGAGCAGUCAAUGAAUCGAUUAUUCCGCAUGGGUAUCCACACCAUUUUAGCUAUACCACAAUAUUUCGUCAAUGACAAGUUUCUUGUUGACGUCAUGGACGGCCACAUUGGCGCUCAGGAUUUGAAUUGUGGCUACUGGAACUUGCAAAAUAAAUACGCUGGUAUUGUGCCACCGAUGCGACGUAAUGAAAAAACUUUUGAUCCUGAUUUUAAAUUUUAUCGAGGGUUGAACCCGGAGAAACCAAAUACAGUGAAAUUGCUUUCGGAAAUACUUGGCUAUCAGUUUUAUCGGGCAUUUUGUUUAGCCAGUGAGCAGUAUCGACCCGGCGAUCCGGAAUAUCCAUUGCACAACUGCGAUUUCUAUGGCAGCACCAAGGCAGGCGAUUUGAUGAAACAAAUGAUGGAGGCCGGUGCCACCAAGCACUGGCGUGAUUUGAUGGAAAUCGCCACGGGCGAACGUAAGCUGAGCGGCAAAGGUGUUAUGGAAUAUUUUGCGCCACUUUAUACAUGGCUAAAGGAGGAGAAUAAAAAGAAUAGUGUGGAGCCGGGAUGGGAGUCGGAGACUAGAUGUAGCAAGGACUAUUAUACACCUUCUUAAGAAAUGAUUGUUACUCUUGUCUCAUAUUAAUAUUAUAAUUGAAUAUAUAUAAUUUUAUAAUCGUACUUAUAUAUAACACAAAUUAUAUAUUC